Molecule: messenger RNA, 1818 nt
Organism: Suillus bovinus
Lineage: Eukaryota; Fungi; Basidiomycota; Agaricomycetes; Boletales; Suillaceae
Product: Alpha/Beta hydrolase protein
Exons: 16
Coding region: 1-1443 (480 amino acids)
Biological process (GO): proteolysis
Molecular function (GO): serine-type carboxypeptidase activity
Source: RefSeq, a predicted model, not a curated record
AUGACCCAGCAAGAGAUCCGCGCACGCCAACUCGAGGCAGUAAAACGUUGGCAGACAGGUGGCUCUCAGAACGUAAAGAGCAGCGGUGUUCAGAAUAUCACAUUCACGAACCCAAAAGCCUCAGAAUUUUAUGUCGAUGGCAAAUCCCUUCCGCUUGUUGACUUCGACGUUGGUCCUAGCUGGGCAGGUCUACUACCCAUCAGCAACAGUCCUAAUGAAACGCGUAAGCUCUUUUUUUGGUUUUUCCCUCCCGGUCCCCAAGGGAGUCUUGAUGAUUUGAUCUUUUGGACUAAUGGUGGCCCUGGCUGCUCCUCUCUCGCUGGUUUGCUGCAAGAGAAUGGGCCUCUCAGUUGGUCCUGGGGUCAGGCCAAGCCGACGGUGAAUCGAUGGAGCUGGACCAACCUCUCCUCCGUCCUUUGGGUGGAGCAACCAAUUGGAACGGGAUUUUCUCAAGGCGUCCCAGACGCACGGAACGAGGAAGAUGUUUCUGCUCAACUCGUCGGCUUCAUGCAGCAGUUCCUUGAGGUCUUUUCGGAACUCAAAGGCAAAAAGCUGUAUUUAGCGGGCGAAAGUUACGCCGGAAUGUACGUGCCUUAUAUCGCAAACUAUAUCUACGAGGACCCGACUCAGUUAGACCUCUCUUUGCAAGGGAUAUGGAUCAAUGAUCCCGUAAUCUCGUGGUUCGUGGUGCACCAGGAAAUACCUGCAGUAGACUUCGUGAAAAAACACGCUAGCAUCUUCUCAUUUGAGCAGACGUUCAUGAACCGCCUCGAGGAGACGGCCGCGACGUGCAAUUAUACUGGCUACAUGGAUAAGUACGUCACAUACCCUCCAAAAGGUCUCCUUCCCCUGCCAGGAGACUCUACCGAUCCUGCCAAAGGCUGCGAUGUCUGGAACGAUAUUUUGGGUCAUGCAAUGAUGAUAAACCCUGCUUUCAAUGUGUAUCGUAUCUGGGACACUUAUCCACUUCCAUGGGAUGUCCUAGGUUUUCUAGACACCCAGUCUCAGGUCUACUUUAACCUAACAGACGUGAAGGAAGCUAUCCACGCGCCUGUGAACACGGAAUGGUUUAUAUGCGGCGAUUCUGUCUUCCAAAGCGAUGACGACAGCAGCUUGCCCCCUGCAUUCACUGUAUUACCGAGUGUUAUCGAGAAAAGCAAGCGGACCGUCAUCGUGCACGGUCUCGCAGACUUCAAUCUCAUUGCUGAUGGAACCAGAAUUACCAUUCAAAACAUGACUUGGAAUGGUUUGCAAGGAUUCCAGACGCCUAUCGCCAAUGACAGCUUCAUUGUGGAUGGCGUGGGUGCGUACGGGUCGAUGCACUCGGAGCGGGGACUCACUUAUUACGAGGUAGCUUUAGCUGGACAUAUGGUUCCUGAGUUUGCGCCAGGACCGUCCUUCCAGAUUAUGCAGUAUCUGAUGGGGUUUAGAGACACUCCUUAGAUAAAUACUUGCUUCCCGUAUUGCCUUGUCACCAAUGCUCAAGUGCUCACACUCGUUCUUGUACCGCCUUGGUGUCACGAUGUCUCACACAUUUCAAUAGCACAGUUUUUUCUAUUUCUCUAUUUAAAUAAUAUCUGCGACAGGGACACAAUUGUAUUAGAGAUCGAAUAGGUUCGGACUAGAGACGGGGAAGGAAGGACUCAGUCUUAGUUAGAAAGACUGAGGGCAAAACUAUCGAGCGAAGGGACUAUCAAGGCGAGUUGAGACGGAGAACGAAAGGAAAACGUGUAUAGAUAAGUGAUAGUGUAUGUAAAAUAGAAACAUACAAACGACGUAUCGUGACACUCCCACUCAAACACAUGUCACUUAAUACAU